CUGAAUUUGUAUUCGAGCGCAAUAGUCGUGAAGUUAAAGAAACGUUAAGAAAAAAUAAAGUUUGGAUGAUGUGCAAUAAUUAAUAAAAAGUUUACAUUGAUUAGUAACGAAGAAAGGCGAAAUAUUGAAAUGCAAAAAGUCGAUUAUUAGCAGUCUUACACAAUACAGUGACUUGUCUUAAUUAACUUGGAUACUCAAUAAAAUAAAUUUCUUUUGAUUACAUGAAUGCAUCAAUAUUCUGUGUGACGUGAGACAAAACCAACCCAAUAGGAUAAUUUUUUAAUCAAAUUGAAACUCAAAAUUCAAAUAAGGCUGACAAAUACAAAUAGGAAAUCACAUAAAAUGGGCGACACAUCGCGAAGUAUAGUCGCGAUAGCUUUUGUAGUAUUUUUAAGUUUAAACAAAGUACAUUGUGAUGCACCAUUAGUUGAUUCAGCAGCACUGCCAUUAGAACAUAGAAGCGUAUAUGGACCACCACCACCUUCUCCAGUUUAUGGACAACCCCAAGGACAUUCAGGAAGUGGACAUGCAAGCGGGGGUCAUUCAGGUGGUGGUGUAAGUGCUGGAGGAGAUGAUCCAUGGCCACUUGGUGCCACACAAGAUAAUCCACAAAUUAAACAUUUACAAGUGCAAUGUGAAAAGACUCACAUGCGUGUUAAUAUUGAAUUUGAUCGUCCAUUCUACGGUAUGAUUUUCUCGAAAGGUUUCUACAGUGAUUCACAUUGUGUGCAUAUGAAAUCUGGAACUGGUCACUUAAGUGCCACAUUCGAAAUCUUCUUAAAUAGCUGCGGUAUGUCUAGCUCAGCAAACCAUAAUGCCAAUCAAUUCGGUGCACCAACACCAUCAGGAAGCUACGUUGAGAAUACAAUUAUCAUCCAAUAUGAUCCAUAUGUUCAAGAAGUGUGGGAUCAGGCACGUAAAUUACGUUGCACAUGGUAUGAUUUCUAUGAAAAAGCAGUUACGUUCCGACCAUUCCAAGUAGAUAUGUUACAUGCCGUUACUGCCAAUUUCUUGGGAGAUAAUCUUCAAUGUUGGAUGCAAAUUCAAGUCGGAAAGGGUCCAUGGGCAUCAGAAGUCAGUGGAAUUGUAAAGAUUGGUCAGACAAUGACAAUGGUACUUGCUAUUAAAGAUGAUGAAAAUAAAUUUGACAUGCUUGUAAGAAACUGUGUAGCACAUGAUGGAAAACGUGCACCAAUUCAACUUGUUGACCAAAACGGAUGCGUUGUAAGACCAAAGAUUAUGAGUAAAUUCCAGAAAAUUAAAAACUUUGGACCGUCUGCGUCUGUCGUUAGUUUCGCCUACUUCCAAGCAUUUAAAUUCCCAGAUUCAAUGAAUGUACAUUUCCAAUGUGUAAUUCAAGUUUGUCGUUAUAACUGCCCCGAACCAAAAUGUCAUGGACAAGGAGCAUUGGCUGGUGGAUAUGAAUUACCAGGACCAUCGGGAGAAUAUGGCGGGCCUCAUCUUGCACCAGAAUAUGGUGUUCCACCAGCAGCUUACCCAGAUCCUCGUCAUCCAGCAGAUACAGACGGAGCAUUCUCAGAAAAUCAAGAAUCAGUCGUCGCACCACCACAACAACAAACUGGACCAAAUUCAGCUGAAAAUCAAAGUGACGAACAAGUUCCACAGCCACAACAGCAACAACAGAAGCAACCAAAUCAAUCACAAAAUGAUAUUCACUUACCUCCACCACCACCACCAGGUCAAAGCUAUAAUACAGUUAAGCGAAAGGAUACAUAUGACAAUAGUGGUAAUUUAAUGACAAUUGGAGGUCGUCCACGAUCUGUUGAAGGUUUGGAUGAUUUAAGAGGAGCCAGAAGACGUCGUGAGACUGAAACAAUGUCAUUCGUUGUUAAACCACGUAUCUACAAACGUGAUGCUCAGGAAAUGACAGAUGUCAAUACAAGCAGAGUAAUUCAAGUUGUUGCACCUGGAGAUGUCAACUUCCAAUUAAAUAAUUCAGCAAAUAAUGAGACAGUCGUGAUCUCAUCAAGAACUGUCGAUCCAGAAACAAUCUGUAUGUCAGUGCCUAGCUUCGUAGGUGGAUUAGUCAUGUUACUUUUAGUCUUAGCAGUUGCAUCACUUGUAGCCGCUUUCCUUUUUGUCCGUGUGAGACAUUUCGAUCGUAAAGGCGCAACAGCUUAUGUUUCUGAAUUUAUGAAAGUUAAUUAAAUUAUGAGAGAAUUUAAAGAAAAUUUUUUUGGAAAUUUUGAAAAUGAAAAUUAAACAAAAAAAAAAUGAAAAUCUAAAAAACCAAAACGAUAAACAAAUGAAAAAAUUUAUUGCUCCUAUUCUUUUCUUGCUGAACACUUUGUAGAUCUUCAGGGAACUUGCAAGAAAGAUGAUGGUCACAAAACAAUUUUUUUAUUUAAAUGAAAUAUCCCUUUUACGUAAUUUAUUCACGCUCGCAUUUCCACCCUAUUAUAUCUAUUUAUUUAUUUAUUUUCUCAUCACACUAAUAAUAAAUAAAAUAAAGAAAGCACAUGAUGAAUCUCACGAUAACGAAAUGGACUCUAAGACAUUGGUGCCACUAUAGAGCUAAGAAAAGUUAUUUUGAUUAAUUUAUAAAAAUUAAGUGGCAUCAAUGAACAAUUUUACUUUUCUUAUUUAUUAUUUUAAAUACACACACACAUACUAUUUAUUUUGAUCUUUCCAUUUCCCUUACUAAAUUUUAUGGUUUUAUCAACCUAUUUAUAUUAAUUUUGCGAAACGAUUUAAAGAGAAAUACGACGAAAAAUAAAUAAAAUAAAAAAUUUAAAAAAAUUUCGAAAUUCAGUUUUGAAUAAGCGGUAAAUUUUAUAAAUUCUUUUGGCGGUAAUUACUUACUAUAUAUGAAGCAUAAUAAUUUUAAAAUUACUACUCAUUUUGGAUCCGAAAAAGAUGAAGACUAUUUCAUGCACAUUGAGUUAUAACGAUUAUUAAUUGAUCUUUCAUAUCAUUUACAAAUUGUUGAAUCUUCAAUGAUAUUUAACAUCGUAUCGACAAAAAUCUUUAGAAUCUCUUGGCAAAAAAUACCUUCAAUGGAGUUGGCAGGUUUUUGAAUUUUUAACUGAUGGUCUUAAGUUUCUAAUGAGAAACUAAGUGAUAUUUUUGAGUUCAUACUUUAAUUUCAAUCAAUGUUUUUUGCUAGGUGCCUAUAGCUAGGUUUCAAGCUUAGAAAUAGAACAGCUCCUGCUGAAGUUAACCUUAGGCUAGAAAACAGCUUAAGCAUUGAAAUGUGCUUAGCUCAGUUCUUGUUUAAUCAAUGACAACCUCUAGCAUACAGCUCUAGUCUCGAUGUUAAUGUCAACCUUUAUGCUUGCAAACUCCAAUCUUAAAAUUUGUAGAUUCAAAUUAAAUCUAUUGAUCUGUAUCAAGUUUUUAUUUACUGAAAAUUUCGCUAAUCGUUCAGAUUGAUAAAUUUAAUUUUUCCAGGGAUUUUUAAUAGCUCUUAAUUCUCUUUUUGAUCUAAAAUUAUAAAUUAAAAUAAAGCCUUUUAAUGUAAAUAUUUAUUUUAUGAUAAAUAAUAUAAUAAAUGUAAUGAAAAUGAAAAGAAUAUGAUGGAAGAAAAAUAGAAAUGAAAUUGCGAAUAAAAAAAAAUUAUAAAGAAAUUCGAGUCGAGAACUUUGUGUUGUUAGGAUGAAUAUGUUUACAUUUUUUUGAGAAAUUGGAAAUUAUAUUUUGAAUAACAUACGUACGAGAAAUAAAGAAAACGAAACAUUUUUCAAAUUAAUUCUAUUGUUUGGCGAUCAUCUGCAUCAUUUGUAAUCAUUUAUAUC
Messenger RNA from Chironomus riparius, 3755 nucleotides. Lineage: Eukaryota; Metazoa; Arthropoda; Insecta; Diptera; Chironomidae. The record is from the annotation of a GenBank genome assembly.